Molecule: messenger RNA, 1164 nt
Organism: Aspergillus melleus
Lineage: Eukaryota; Fungi; Ascomycota; Eurotiomycetes; Eurotiales; Aspergillaceae
Product: ribonuclease P protein subunit p40
Exons: 7
Coding region: 1-1164 (387 amino acids)
Biological process (GO): endonucleolytic cleavage in ITS1 to separate SSU-rRNA from 5.8S rRNA and LSU-rRNA from tricistronic rRNA transcript (SSU-rRNA, 5.8S rRNA, LSU-rRNA); tRNA 5'-leader removal; tRNA 3'-end processing
Cellular component (GO): multimeric ribonuclease P complex; ribonuclease MRP complex
Molecular function (GO): ribonuclease MRP activity; ribonuclease P activity
Source: RefSeq, a predicted model, not a curated record
AUGUUCGACUUUGACGACGACGCGUCCAGGCGCGAGAAGUGCUACACCAGCGUGGCUGAACUGCCAGCCUUCAUCGACCCCAAGCAACCACCAUCUAAAAGAUCACCUUUUUCAGCCAUGACGGGUCACUCUUUUUUGCACACAGUAGAGGUGCUGCUACCGGAGAAGGCCUACGCGGCCAUCAAGAGUUCGGUAGACUCCAAACUGCAAACACUGCGAUAUGCUCGGGUGUUCAUGUCUCUCUCGAACUUGCUCGAGGGCGAAUUUUUCAAUACAUACAUCAAAUCUGGCAACGUUCUCAUGAUAUCUGAGGGCCGAUCAGGCUCGGAUAACGUUUUCUCUCUCAGAGAUGGGAUCCUCCGUCUAGAACUCGGAAAGGAGAUCUACGAACGCACCGGACUCACAGGGAAGCCGAUCCGAAGCGGAGGCAGAAAACACGGCAAGGAACGAUAUCUGGUGGAAUUAAACUUGCGUCUACCAUCCAUGCUCCACGGUAAGAAGGGCUUCGAGAGAAUCGUCUGGGCCUUUAAGAAGGUGCUCAAUCACUCCGUCGCCUGGCUUUUCUAUGAUCUGGGCUCGGAAUCUGGUGGUAUCUCCCAAGACGAUCCAUCUCUGAAAGGAAACCACCCACACGUCAUCGAAUGCGAACCCUCGCGAACCUACCAUCGCGAUGUCCUCGUCCCGCCAUUCCAACCCGCCACUAACCCAGAAACACCAAGCUCAUCAGAGGCCCUGAACGACUCCUGCAACGAACUCUCCGAGUGGCUUGCCAUGGUGACGCUUCAAUCCUCCCUAGUCUCGGCGAACGAUGACACAGAUCCCUAUCUAUGUCGAUACAGCGUGCCGGACGCCGAGGAUGCGAAGGCCGCCGAUCUAGUCAGUCUGAGAUGGCACGGCUUUGCUUCCCCGAAAUGGGUGACGCAGCUGUUUAUCGCUUUACUACGGGAAACCCGACAUAAAGCCCCCGCUUCGUCUGCUUGGUUCUCUCUUUCAGCGAGCGCAAUCGGAAGAGACGCCGUGGAAGGGAAAGAUGGCUAUACGAUUUUGGCCUUGCCGCUGGCUGAAACGGCGGAUGAUCAGGAGGAGCCUGCGGGCUCGCAAUCGAAGAAACCUCGUCCUAUUGUCUGCUGGGAAUACGUUGGUGCCUCGGUCUUGGAGACGUAA